AUGUCAUUCAGCAACAGUGGUGGCGGCACCCUCACCCUGCCCAGCCCUACCCACCCCAAUCACAUCGACGUUCAGGCCGCUGUGCGGUCGUUGAGGCGAUCGAUAUCGCGGUCGCCGUCGAAAUUUCACCUCGCCCGAACCGCGUCCAUGGGGUCAGAUGCUUCCGCAAGCUCCGCAAACUCACCAAACUCACCUUCGCCCGCCUCGCCCUCACUGCGACGCAUGGCCUCUCAGCAGUUUGGCGCCUUCAACUCGCAGAACAACGCGCCUACCACACAAUCACUCCUCGCGCAAACGCCCCUCGCAACACCUUUCCGCCCUAGUGCCAAGUUGUCUUUGCGCUCCGCCAAAUCCGCCUCGAAAUCCGCCGGUGGCAGCUCGCCUGCCUUUGCACCCAGAUCUGCUACGCGCAACCGAACUUCACCAAAGAGCCCCUCGAAGCGCGCUUUGAGUGUUGCUUCGCCCUCGGCUGGCAACUCGACUCCCUGCCCAACCGAGUUUGACAUCGUGCCCGGCCAAGAGAACUCCAACAUUUUCCGAGCCCGCAGUCCGGCGCCGCGCAGAAGUUUCGAGAAGACAAAGUCCCGCCACAGUAUGCACUUGGACAUGUCAGGCGCAUCGUUACAGGCCAUAUCGCGCUUCGGCGAGAGCAGUACACCGAGUGCCACCGCCAGCCCACUGAAGCGCAGUGAUGCGACCUUGAACCUGGACCAGUCGACUUUUGGCAGUCCGAAGGCCAAGCGUAGGAGCUACGGGCCUUCGAGUUUUGCAGAGAACUUCUCCAUCUUUGACCACGGCCCAACCUCGCCCAGCAAUGAUAUCAACGACGAGUCCAGCCGAGAGUAUGGUUGGACAGGUUCUGGUAACAAGAACCCAUCCGACUCACCCAUUUCUACCACUCCAUCGGGCAUGCCGCGACGAUCAGGCUCCCUACGCCAUUCAACCCUGCAGCAACGCAAACAGCGGUCUUGGGGAAGACGACACGCGGCGGAGCACCUGUCGCAUCUUGCCAACAGCGAGGGGUCUCCAGUGACGACUCCGGUCAAGGAGCAACGUCCGCGACUUUCGCUGGACCACUACAUGCCGCCGCCUCAGCGCGAAAGCCCGUUCAAUAUUCCCGCCCCGCUUCCCAACCCAUCGUCGCAUGCAAUGGGUCUGCAGCCCCGCCCGGCGCACCAGCCUCAUCCGUUGUCGCGGACGAUUACAACAUCGUCGUCAAAUUCCAGUAUCCCCGACGAGUCGCCCACCCAUUUCCCCGUCAUUAGCGAAAAGCCUCGGGCACCUAUGAACUGGUCCAAGAGUUUGCCUCCAGGUGCCUUGCGACCAACGGCUGAAGAUGAUGCGCCGAUCUCUGGCAGCGUGUCUACGCCUGACUACAAGGCUGCGAAGCCUUUCUUUGGUGCAUUCGCAUCAACUGGCUUGGUGUCCAAGAUGAACCGCAAUCCCGAGCUGGAGCCUGUUGGCCCUCGUGGGACCGCAGCUGUUCCUGAUACGCCGUGCAAGAGGCAGGCAAAUAUCUUUGCGACCUACCCACCCAUCCCGGCGAGCAACAUCAAGCCGAGAGGUGGACGCAACAUCCGCCACACCUUCGGCGCACCGUCCACCCCGUUCAACGCCAUGGGCGAACCAUCUCAGGCCCCGAACACCUUCGGUAACCAGAGUGGCAGACCUGGUCUGUUCUCGUCCUUCGGCGGGAAGCAUGCUCGAAAGGGCAGCCUUCUCAGCCUGUACAGUGAUGAUGGCAGAAGCCCAAUUGACUUGAACGGAGAUAGCCAGAUGACUUCUGACGUCGACGUACCGCCUACACCUACCAAGCAACAGCUUCUCUCUCAGACCCCGAGCAACCUGGACCUCUUGACCAACGACAGUCCAACAGCCAAUCGCCACAUUAUUGCUCCCGUCUCAGCCCUUGGCAAGGGUUCCUGGCAGCAAGACGCAGCUCCGAGCUGUAAGUAUAGCCCUCACCCAGGGCCCUGCGACGAUGGGCAAGUUGGAGUGGCCGUUGUACCAAGCGGUAGCCCUCCGGACUCCAACACACCCGUUGUUAAGGGACCCGUUCCUCCCAUUGCAAUUUCCUUGCCGUCCUUCCGUCGAACUCGUGCCAAGCGGGGAUCUUUCUCGAUACCCGCGCCGCUCAAGACGAGGGCAAUGUCUUCCAUUGAGAAAUCCUACAAAGAGUUCGAGUUUGCUAAGAAUAACCCUGUUUCAGCGAGUCCUCUGGAGAGACUAGAAUUUGGCGACAAGGCAUCCCCAAGGACGCCUCUUGACAAUGACACUCUUGAUGUAGCCCCUGACGCGAGUCGACUUUCGAUCUCGAAUCCCAACGAGAGCUUCCUGUUCCCUACGAGCAGUGGCAAGGUCUCCAACCUUCCGCCAGCAACGCCCACUGCUCGACAUGACACCUUCUCACUUUUCCAGGACCGCCGUGCCAUCACGCCCACGAAUGGCUUGGCUGCCCAUCAGGUGGAUGCUUCGUUGUUGAGUCGAUUUGGAAAGGUUGACUUCAUCGGUCAAGGCGAAUUCUCUCAGGUCUACAGAGUUGUGGAUGUUGCCAAGCCUACUGCGAUCCAGCCACCAAGCUUCUUCAGUACCCCUACGCACCGCACCCCUCCUUCACCUACGUCGGACAAGAUCUUCGCGGUGAAGAAGCUGAAGUUGCCGCUGAAAGGUUCUCAAGACCGAGCCAUGAGGCUGCGUGAGAUCACUGCCUUGGAUGCUAUGCGCGGCUGCGACCACGUGUUGCAGCUGAUCAGCCACUGGGAGGAGCAGAACAACCUCUACAUUCAGACAGAAUAUUGCGAAGAGGGCAGCCUGGAUGUAUUUCUUGCCGACGUUGGUCUUCGGGGUCGACUUGAUGACUUCAGGAUCUGGAAAAUCAUGCUGGAGCUUGGUCAGGGCCUGCAACACAUUCACAACGCUGGGUUCGUUCAUCUUGAUCUAAAGCCCUCCAACAUCCUCAUCGACUUUGAAGGUACUCUCAAAAUCGGUGACUUUGGCAUGGCAGCAGCACUACCCGUCGAGAAGGGGCCCGACUUUGAGGGCGACCGCGAAUAUCUUGCCUACGAAGUUCUCCGCGGAGAGAUUGACAAGCCAGCUGACGUGUUUUCUCUGGGCCUCAUCAUGCUAGAAAUUGCAGCCAACGUCAAGCUGCCCGACAACGGUGCCACGUGGACUGCACUUAGAACUGGUGAUUUCUCCGAAGUUCCAGCCCUUACCCAGGAUGCGAACGCCGUGUUGCGUGAUGCCACUGGCAUGCCAAUUGAAGACACCGACCGCAGCGUCGGUGUUAUGUCGGAAGACGGUACACUAUCUCGACAACCGCGCCGCGCAAACAUUUUCCGAGGCAGAAGGCAGUCGGGCGACAUCUUCGGCCUCGCCCGGAAGCACGAGUUGCUGGAGCCACCGACCUUCAUGCGAGAAGCUACAGACCCAAGCUCUUUGGAUAAUGUGGUCAAAUGUAUGCUGACCGCCGAGCCUAUCUGCCGACCCUCCAUCACAAAAGUCCUCGAGCUUGACUCUCUGCAUUGGGUAGCUUCUCGCCAGCGUGCAGGAGCGACAGUGUUUGAGGGCAACUGGGGCCCAGCAGAUGAAGAAUACGAACCGGUCUCACUUGACACAGAGAUGACGGAUGUCUAA
Molecule: messenger RNA, 3636 nt
Organism: Neoarthrinium moseri
Lineage: Eukaryota; Fungi; Ascomycota; Sordariomycetes; Amphisphaeriales; Apiosporaceae
Exons: 2
Coding region: 1-3636 (1211 amino acids)
Biological process (GO): protein phosphorylation
Molecular function (GO): ATP binding; protein kinase activity
Source: RefSeq, a predicted model, not a curated record